Messenger RNA from Salvelinus namaycush (lake trout), 2259 nucleotides. Its product is annotated as H-2 class II histocompatibility antigen, E-S beta chain-like. The transcript has 6 exons. Bases 62 to 802 code for a protein of 246 amino acids. Gene Ontology annotation, molecular function: MHC class II protein complex binding. The record is from RefSeq and is a predicted model, not a curated record. Gene Ontology annotation, cellular component: MHC class II protein complex; membrane. Lineage: Eukaryota; Metazoa; Chordata; Actinopteri; Salmoniformes; Salmonidae. Gene Ontology annotation, biological process: peptide antigen assembly with MHC class II protein complex; positive regulation of T cell activation; antigen processing and presentation of exogenous peptide antigen via MHC class II.
ACAGUUAAUUCAUUUCCCACUGAGCUGCUGUCUUUAGUUCACUAUCACUCAGCAGAGGAACAUGUCGAUGCCACUUGCCUUCUACAUUUGCCUGACUCUGUUUUUGUCCAUAUUCUCUGGAACAGAUGGAUAUUUUGAUCAGAGGGUGACACAGUGCCGAUACUCCUCAAAGGACCUGCAUGGUAUAGAGUUUAUAGACUCUUAUGUUUUCAAUCAGGUUGAAGACAUCAGAUUCAACAGCACUGUGGGGAAGUAUGUUGGAUACACUGAGCAUGGUGUGAAGAAUGCAGAAGCAUGGAACAAAGGUUCUGAGCUGGCUCAAGAGCUAGGGGAGCUGGAGCGUUACUGCAAGCCUAACGCUGCUAUCUACUACAGCAACGUACUGGAUAAGACAGUUGAGCCCCAUGUCAGACUGAGCUCAGUGACUCCCCCUAGUGGCAGACACCCUGCCAUGCUGAUGUGCAGCGCCUAUGACUUCUACCCCAAACCAAUCAGAGUGACCUGGCUGAGGGACGGACAUGAGGUGAAGUCUGAUGUGACCUCCACUGAGGAGCUGGCUAACGGGGACUGGUACUACCAGAUCCACUCCCACCUGGAGUACACACCCAAGUCUGGAGAGAAGAUCUCCUGUAUGGUGGAGCACAUCAGCCUGACUGAGCCCAUGAUGUAUCACUGGGACCCGUCCCUGCCUGAGGCUGAGAGGAAUAAGAUCGCGAUCGGGGCGUCUGGUCUGGUGCUGGGAACCGUCUUGGCAUUAGCAGGACUGAUCUACUACAAGAAGAAGUCUUCUGGGGUGCUCUAGUAGCAAUAAGGCUUGAAGGCACAUGUCUGUAUCUGCUGCAGAAAUGGAUCCUAAUGAGAUGUUCUUGUUAUGAAUCAGUGUUCCUGAAAGGACAUUUCUGCUGGAGUGUUUAACUGAACAUGAAUCUAUACUUUCCUAAUGAAUAUUGUUGGUAACAUAUUAUCCUUACACCUUUCAUUAUUAAUCCAUUAACAACUUUAGGCUUGAUAGUAAUAAGACAGUUAGCGUUAUGAGAAUCAGUUGUUUAUUAACCUAGUAGAUGUGGUAGAGCUGCUUUAACUGACCUGCUAUAACACAUGUUAUUAUGAGUGGGCAGCUUAUACACCAGUCCACUGUACUGGGGGUUCUUUACCCAGCUGUACUGUUAUGUCUUUUUCACUAACAAAUAACACACUUGUUCUUAAAGCAAAGAAGGAAUAUGUUCAGUAAAUGGUUAAAAUAUUGUGUGUGGUAACACUGACGUUUUAAGAGGAAGUAAAACGCUGGUUAAUGAGAAUAGGUUCAGUCUGUUUUCAUUUCUUCAUGUUUUAGACUUUAAAUGUCCCCCUGUACUGACAUCACCCCCCUGUACUGACAUCCCACCCCUGUACUGACAUCACCCCCCUGUACUGACAUCACCCCCCUGUACUGACAUCACACCCCUGUACUGACAUCACCCCCCUGUACUGACAUCACACCCCUCUACUGACAUCACUCCCCUGUACUGACAUCACCCCCCUGAACUGACAUCACACCCCUGUACUGACAUCACACCCCUGUACUGACAUCACCCCCCUGUACUGACAUCACCCCCCUGUACUGACAUCACACCCCUGUACUGACAUCACUCCCCUUGUACUGGCAUCACCCCCCUGUACUGACAUCACACCCCUGUACUGACAUCACCCCCCUGUACUGACAUCACCCCCCUGUACUGACAUCACACCCCUGUACUGACAUCACUCCCCUGUACUGACAUCACCCCCCUGUACUGACAUCACCCCCCUGUACUGACAUCACCCCCCUGUACUGACAUCACUCCCCUGUACUGACAUCACCCCCCUGUACUGACAUCACUCCCCUGUACUGACAUCACUCCCCUGUACUGACAUCACUCCCCUGUACUGACAUCACUCCCCUGUACUGACAUCACUCCCCUGUACUGACAUCACUCCCCUGUACUGACAUCACUCCCCUGUACUGACAUCACUCCCCUGUACUGACAUCACCCCCCUGUACUGACAUCACCCCCCUGUACUGACAUCACUCCCCUGUACUGACAUCACCCCCCUGGAAGGAACCUCCUUCAUGUCUCAUUGAUAAUGUUUUAUAUGAUUGAUUUCAGCGCCCUUCAUUUGCAUGUUUCUCAUUUUCUGCUCAGUCAUGGUUGUGGUGUCUUGUCUUCUAUAUAACUGGGACAUAUUUUAGACAUUCCUUUGAUUUGGUACAAGCUUUUCAAUAAACCAUUAAACAUGUCA